This is a messenger RNA of Beauveria bassiana ARSEF 2860, 240 nucleotides long. RefSeq lists its product as uncharacterized. The transcript has 2 exons. Lineage: Eukaryota; Fungi; Ascomycota; Sordariomycetes; Hypocreales; Cordycipitaceae. The record is from RefSeq and is a predicted model, not a curated record. The coding region runs from base 1 to 240 and encodes 79 amino acids.
AUGCAAAGCAGAGCUCUAGAAAUGGAUGCCUCAACAAUCAAAGCCGUGAUUUUCGGUACUGUUUCCCUUGCAAUCGGGCUCAUCGGACUGUAUCUCGCCUUUAAACAACUACAAGUUUCUCUUCUUCGGGUCUCCUUGCGCAGCAUGACUAUACGUCGGCAAGUCAAGAGCUACGAUGAGGGUGAAGCUCAGCAGAGCCACGAGCUGGCGGCAACGGCCGAUCGAGGAAGGCUUUUGUGA